Messenger RNA from Vigna radiata var. radiata (mung bean), 889 nucleotides. RefSeq names its product probable serine/threonine-protein kinase PIX13. Lineage: Eukaryota; Viridiplantae; Streptophyta; Magnoliopsida; Fabales; Fabaceae. Gene Ontology annotation, molecular function: ATP binding; protein kinase activity. Bases 281 to 889 code for a protein of 202 amino acids. The record is from RefSeq and is a predicted model, not a curated record. Gene Ontology annotation, biological process: protein phosphorylation. The transcript has 4 exons.
CAGACAUUCACGGCAGCAACGACGAGUUUUCCGUGAGAGAAACCAUCUACAGCAAUUACUCUCCUCUUCCUUUUACCGAUGGCCAAAUUCUGAAAUGGCCCGAGUUGAAGGUGUUCAGUUUUGAAGAGCUGAAAUCUGCCACACGGAAUUUUAUAUCCGACAGAUUGGUCAGUGAAAGUGAGUUUUGCAGAGUUUACAAGGGAUGGUUGGAUGAGAAAACCCUCACCCCCGCCAAACCAGGCUCUGGAGUUGAAGUGGCCAUCAAAAUGUUCAACCCGGAAUGUGCUCAUGGGUUUUCAAUGUGGCAGGAAAUCAUACCACGGAGUCACUUUCUUGGAACACCCGACUUAAAAUAGCUAAAGGUGCAGUUCGGGGAUUAGCUUUCUUGCAUGCCAACGAAAAUAAAGUCAUAUUCAGAGAUUUCAAUACCUCAAAUAUACUUCUCGACGAGAAUUACGAUGCAAAAAUAUCAGAUUUUGGCAUAGCUAAAUUGGAACCAUCAGAGGGACAAUCACAUGUAACUACCAAGCUCAUGGGCACCUAUGGUUAUGCUGCUCCAGAAUAUGUUAUUAGAGGGAAAUUGUAUGUGAAGAGUGACGUGUAUGGAUUUGGUGUAGUGCUUCUUGAAAUACUCACAGGCUUGAGGGCACAUGACAGAAGAAGGCCAACAGGGCAGGAAGACCUGGUUGAUUGGACAAUACCUUGUUUCUCUUCUAAAGAGAAGUUGAAAAGCAUUAUGGAUGGACGGAUAAAGGAUCAAAUUUCACCCAUGGCUGCAUUAGAAUCAGCACAACUUAUUAUGAAAUGCCUAGUGCAUGCCCCUGUACUACGUCCUUCAAUGGAACAAGUACUUGAGGGAUUGGACGCCAUUCAACAUAUCCAUUCGUGA